This is a messenger RNA of Pollicipes pollicipes, 724 nucleotides long. RefSeq names its product patched domain-containing protein 3. Gene Ontology annotation, cellular component: membrane. The record is from RefSeq and is a predicted model, not a curated record. The transcript has 2 exons. Lineage: Eukaryota; Metazoa; Arthropoda; Thecostraca; Pollicipedomorpha; Pollicipedidae. The annotation marks the transcript as partial.
UCACGAGGCCGGCCAGCUCCGAGACCGGCCCCACAGCGCACAGUCGCGUCGCGAUGAAGUGCGCCGAGCGGUUCAACCUGGUUGACCGGGUGCUGAAGCGAUGGUUCCGGCGGCUGGGCGGCGUCGUCGGCCGCCAUCCGGGGUACUUCCUGCUGGUGCCGCUGCUGCUGACGGCCAUCGCCGCUACCGGCUUUCAGCGAAUGCAGCACGAGAACGCGCCGGAGCGCCUCUUCUCGCUGCAGACGGGCCGAGCGCAGCGGGCGCUGAAGCUCGUCGAGCGUUACUUCCCCAUCAACGACACCAACUACGACGCCCACCGCAGGACCACCUUGAAGAACGUGGCGCGCGUGCUGGUAACGGCGCGCGACGGAGGCAGCAUGCUGCGCGUGCGGCAGCUGCAGGAGCUGGAGCAGCUCGACCGGCGCGUGCGCGAGGUCGAGCUGGACAGCGGCUGGCGGCGUUGGCGCUACGCGGACGUGUGCACUACGCGCGCCGGCGAGUGUCUGCCGAACGACGCGCUGCUGCUGGUGCCCAUGGCGAAGGACCUGGAGAGCGGGCGCGUGAACCUGACGUUCCCAGUGUGGAUGGGCGACUGGCAGCGGCCGCUGGCGCUGGCGGGCGUACUCGGAACGCCGCAGGUGGACGCCGAGGGAGUCAUCACGAACGCGCCCGCUCUGCAGAUCUACUACUGGACGGCGAACCGCACCUUCUUCAACAUCGAUGU